GUAUAAAAGCUAGACGCACCGCAGCAAUCAGAUAAAACAUUAGCAGACAUACAGAACCAUAGCAGCUUACAGUGCCACAUCCAACUCAAGCAGAACAGAUAAAGGAAAGAAGGUAACAGGUAUCAUGUAUCCAGAAAUGAACAUGGCAAGACACCAGGAUUUGGUAACGAGCUGUAUGGACGAGCUGGUUGAGAGGGUGAACGAAAGCCGGCGGAUAUGUAAAGCUUUGCUCAGCCAGGGUCUGCUGACUGAGGACAAAUACAGGACCAUUGUAGAAUCUUCAAGGUCUCAGGAUAGAAUGAAACAGCUCUUGCAUGCUCUGUCUAGCAAAGGACAACAGGGAAGAGAAGCCCUUUACAGAUUACUACAAGAACAUGAGCCUGAGCUUACUCUGCAGAUGGAGCACUCUCAAUAUGUGCAUAUGGUGAGGCAGAGGCUCAUUCAGUCAGUGAGGCAGGUGGAACCAGUGGCCAACCGAAUGCUCCAUCAGGGCCUGAUUACAGAAGAAGAGUAUUUCCAGGUGUGUGAAGAGGAAGGAAGCGAGGCGAGAAUGCAUGCCAUGUUUAGAGUUUUGGAGAAGCAUGGGAUAAAACAGAGCGAUGGAUUCUACAAUACACUCUUCUACUGUGAGCCAUUACUGUACCGUGAGCUAGAAAAACACAGAGUGCUUCAGAUGUAUGAACUAGGUAAAGAACACAACCAAUUAGUGCACAUUAUUCCUGAGGACAAGCUAGAAGAGAGGUUGAGAGAACUGGAAUUCAAAGAAAAGCAAGUGGAAAAGGAGAAGCAGGACCUGAGAAAAAUGUGGGAACUUUUAGAAAAACGGCAAGCAGAGAUGGAUGAGGAGAGGAAGCAGGUCCUUGAAAUGAAAAAGGAACUUGAAAAACGUCAGAGAAAGAGGGAUGACAUGUAGGAGAAUUUGAAUUCUUCCUUUCUCACUGGACGAGAAGGGCAGAGAAUCACAGGACAAUUAGAACACCUGAAUAAUAAUGGGUCCACCAUGCCAGUAAAUGCAAACAACUUCCUGGAUCGGAUCUUGGAUUAGUGAACAACAACAACAACAAAACAUCAUGUACAUUAUAUAACCUUAUGAUUUAACAAGCCCUUUCAUACUCAUAUACAUGGCUGGCAAUAAAAUUAUACUGUAAUUUUAUUUUUGCAGCUAUUAAGAUUUUUUUUUGUGCUUCUGUUACAUAAACACUUCUCUGGCUCCUGCUUUAUCUUUAUUGCAUAGAUCAUAAAUUAGGAUCUUAAUUACUCUUCUAAAUAUUUCAUCAUUUCUUCACUAAGAAAAUAUCUCAUGCAAAUAUGCUGAAACUUUUUAUUGUAAAUUUCACCCCAAAAAAUCUAAUUGAAAUAGGAUUGGAAAAAUACAUUUAUCUUUUAUUUUUUUCAUUUUUUUUUUGUAUUAUCUGUAUUAUCAUUUUUUAGGAUCAAUCAUUGGAAACAAUGGUUCCGAGUUUGUACUAUGUACAGUUUUACAUUAGAUGUUAUUGCUGUGGCAAUCACUGUGAAAAUCUCAAUUCCAUUUUUUAAAAACAAAAAUAAAAAAU
Messenger RNA from Hemibagrus wyckioides, 1553 nucleotides. RefSeq lists its product as uncharacterized. The record is from RefSeq and is a predicted model, not a curated record. The transcript has 5 exons. Bases 125 to 913 code for a protein of 262 amino acids. NCBI's taxonomy places the organism in Eukaryota, Metazoa, Chordata, Actinopteri, Siluriformes, Bagridae. Gene Ontology annotation, biological process: regulation of apoptotic process.